GCACAUUUUGCAGAUCUUAAUUAAUGUUUCUUUAAAAGAUUCAAUCUUUUUUCGUUAUGUAUAAUGUCAAUGUUAUCGAAAGGGGAUUCGAUACAAAUAAGAGACGUGUGGGAUCACAAUCUUGAACAAGAAUUUGCAUUAAUCCGAAAUCUUGUUGAUGAGUUUCCUUACAUUGCUAUGGACACAGAGUUUCCGGGCAUUGUGCUUCGGCCCGUUGGUAAUUUUAAAAACAGUAAUGAAUAUCAUUAUCAAACGUUAAAAGACAAUGUAGAUAUGCUUAAAUUGAUACAAUUAGGCCUAACGUUUUCUGACGAAAAAGGGAAUAUACCCACAUGUGGAAAAGAUGGAAGAUAUUGUGUUUGGCAGUUUAAUUUUCGCGAAUUUGAUGUUAAUAAUGAUGUUUUUGCAAAUGAUUCAGUUGAGCUUUUGAGACAAAGUGGAAUUGAUUUUCAUAAGAAUAACGAAAAGGGUAUUGAUGCAAUGCGUUUUGGAGAGUUGUUAAUGUCUUCUGGGGUUGUUUUGAACGAUGAUGUGUUUUGGGUUACGUUUCAUAGUGGAUAUGAUUUUGGGUACUUGUUAAAGGUCUUGAUAUGUAAGAACAUGCCUGAUACGCAGGCGGGGUUCUUUACUUUGAUUAAUAUGUAUUUUCCCACUGUUUUUGAUAUUAAGCAUUUGAUGAAGUUUUGUAAUAGUCUUCAUGGUGGGUUAAAUAAGUUAGCUGAAUUGUUGGAAGUUGAAAGAAUUGGUGUCUGUCAUCAAGCUGGUUCCGAUAGUUUGCUUACUGCGUGUACCUUCAGGAAGUUGAAGGAAAAUUUCUUUAGUGGUUCACUUGAGAAGUAUGCUGGUGUUUUGUAUGGUUUAGGUGUUGAGAACUGACAACGUUAGUUCGUCGUUGAAUAUAGUAUAGGAAGUAAUAAAUGAUUUCUGAAAUAAAAUAGAAAACAAAAUGUCAGACACCAUAUU
Erigeron canadensis is the source of this 963-nucleotide messenger RNA. RefSeq names its product probable CCR4-associated factor 1 homolog 7. Gene Ontology annotation, cellular component: CCR4-NOT complex; CCR4-NOT core complex; P-body. The transcript has a single exon. NCBI's taxonomy places the organism in Eukaryota, Viridiplantae, Streptophyta, Magnoliopsida, Asterales, Asteraceae. The record is from RefSeq and is a predicted model, not a curated record. Gene Ontology annotation, molecular function: nucleic acid binding; poly(A)-specific ribonuclease activity. Bases 64 to 876 code for a protein of 270 amino acids.